Molecule: messenger RNA, 576 nt
Organism: Aplysia californica (California sea hare)
Lineage: Eukaryota; Metazoa; Mollusca; Gastropoda; Aplysiida; Aplysiidae
Product: probable gluconokinase
Cellular component (GO): cytoplasm
Molecular function (GO): gluconokinase activity
Source: RefSeq, a predicted model, not a curated record
UCUAUAAUGAAAGUGAUAUUCAUUAAAAAAUCAUCUUUUUUCUCGUGUAGUAACAGCUAACAGAGCUUCACAUGGAUCACACAAAAAUCAAUCAAAAGUUGCCGGUUCAAUUCAGGUCGGUUGAAAGGUCAGAUAGGUCGAAGGUCAUGUGUACUCUGUGUAUACACAAUGCCAUGCAUGAUUCAGCUGAACGAAGCCACAGACUGGAGCCAUCUGGACUGUUCGCAAUGAUAACUUAUGAAAAAUUCCAAAUAAGUAGAUCUAGCGGGUGAGAAAAUCAUCAUGGAGGUAUGACAUUAGAUUGAAUAAACGGACAUCUCAAAAACUUUUUGAAAAUAUAGAAUCUACGGACCACUGCUAACAAAUCAUCACGAUGGUAGUUUUGGUGAUAAUGGGAGUCAGUGGCAGUGGCAAAUCAUCAGUGGCUGAAAAACUUGCAGAAAAAUUGUCGUGUUCUUCCAAAGAUGCAGAUGAAUUUCAUUCCAUGGAAAACAAGAAAAAAAUGACUGAGGGGACUCCGUUGACAGAUGAGGAUAGGUUACCAUGGUUACUGGCUAUCCAUGCUCAUAUUCAAAG